GAUGCUUCGGCACAUGAUGGCCCCUCCUGAGCUGUUGGAGAUCGGGUCGCAUUGCUGCUACGGAGGGACCGUCUACCGCUUUGAGCACAUCAGCCCAGUGCUGGGCUACUGCUCGAUGAAGCUUUCGGCCUUCGUGCCGAGCGCUCCACCAACGAAGUUCCCAGGGGUGAUCUGGCUCUCCGGCCUCACCUGCACCGACGAGUCCUUCGCCCAGCGCGGGGCCGGCCUCGCCAUGGCGCAGCGACUGAAGCUGAUCCUUAUCAUGCCGGACACCUCGCCACGCGGCGAGGGCGUGCCGGACGAGGAUACCUUCGACGUAGGCGUGGGGGCCAGCUAUUAUGUCAAUGCCACGACAGAUAAGUACAAGAAACACUACAAGAUGCUGGACUACCUCACACAGGAGCUGCCCAGCGCUCUAGGUGCAAAGCUGCCGCUUCUUCCUGAGAAGCUGGGCAUCAUGGGUCACUCCAUGGGUGGUCACGGCGCUCUCGUGGCAGCUUUGAAGAACCCCGGCAUGUACCGGUCUGUUUCAGCCUUUGCACCCAUCUCGAACCCCUCCGAAGCGCCGUGGGGGCAGAAGGCAUUCAACCUUUACUUCGGCGAGGACAAAGCUGCCUGGGCCGACAACGAUGCGGUGGAACUUCUGAGGCGCUACCGGGGUCCACCAAUGCGCCUCCUGGUGGAUCAAGGUACAUCGGACAUGUUCCUCUCGGAGCAGCUCAAACCGGGCCUGCUGAAAGCCGUUUGCGACGAGAAGGGCAUUCCGCUCACACUGCGAAUGCAGUCGGAGUACGACCAUUCCUACUACUUCAUUUCCAGCUUCAUCCAGGACCACCUGAAAUUCCAUGCCUCCUUCUUGAAUGGGGUGCUGCGAUGGUGCCCAGAUCCAGGGACAUCCCUGGCUCCGAGCGUCUACUCUGUAGAUCCUACAUUGACCGAGGAGCCCAAUGGUCCAGAGACUCUGAAUGCGGAUGAAGCGACCGACGCUGCUUUGAAGGAGUCUUCGGAGUCGACGUUGGCUGAUGCAGGCGAGACUUCGCCAGAGGACGCCGAAGAAGCGCGCGAGGAGGUAGAAGAAGCUGCCACCAAUGCUCUGCAAACUGUGCAGAUCAUUGACGGCAGCCCGAAGGAGAUCGACUCGUUGGCAGCCGUAUCCCUCCCGGAUGAGACUGCACUUCAGCUGGUCAAAGUGAAGGUGGCGCCGCCGCAGGCUGGUGAGGUACGGGUGCGCCAGGUGGCUGCAGUUCCCUCACGGGUCGAUCUUGUUGCGGAGAAGGAGAAGCCAUACCCACGAAUCCUUGGCCUGGAGUCUUCUGCCGUCGUGGAGGACGUAGGCGAGGGCGUGGUCGAGUUUCAACCUGGUGACCACGUCAUACCGUGCUACCACGCACACUGUGGCGAAUGUGGGGGGUGCAAAGCGGCAGAGUCAAACUUCUGCGACUCCGUCCAUCACGCGACCAGCCGUGGGGUGAUGGUGGCCGAUAGCCGGCCCCGGUUCUCCUACGGGAGCACGGAGGUCUACCACUUCAAAGGCACCAGCGCCUUCUCGGAGUACAGCGUAGUUCACGCGCACUCCCUCAUCAAGGUGCGCAAGGAUGCGCCCUUGGCUUACCUUGGGCUCCUCGGAGGCGGGGUGGCCGCCGCUCUUGGAGCUGUCUGGAAUGUCGGCCGUGUACAGCGGGGUGCGUCCGCUGUCGUCUUUGGCGCGCAGGCCGAAGGCUUGGCCGUGAUUGCUGCGCUGGUGAAAGCAGGGGCUGGGAAGAUUGUGGCAGUGGAUCCGUAUUCUUCGAGGCUCGACAUGGCCCAAAAAUGGGGUGCAACCAGCCUCCUGAAUCCGUAUUCUCUGCCGGAGGGGGUCAGCAUCAAGGAUGAGAUCCUAAAGCUCAUUGGAUCCACCGCCGACUUUGCCUUCGACUGCCGGGGAGACCUGGAGUUGGCACCGUCGGUCUUAGAGGUCGUGAAGGAGUGGGGCAAAUGCGUGACGGUGGGUACGCCGCAUGGUCCUGACGUGCUCCUCCGGUCAGCCUGGCCGCCGCCAGGGGGUCUCAACAGCGUCACCUUCGGAGGUUGGCGCUCAAAGCCGCAGAUCCCCCUGCUGGUGGACCUCUACAUGGCUGGGGAGUUGCAAGUGGAUGAUUACAUCACGCGCGAAGAGUCCUUCGAGAACAUCAAUGAUGUGUUCGACAACUUCGAUGAUGCCGCGGGCGUGCGAACCGUUCUGAGAUUCUGA
This is a messenger RNA of Symbiodinium sp. CCMP2456, 2230 nucleotides long. The record is from the annotation of a GenBank genome assembly. NCBI's taxonomy places the organism in Eukaryota, Dinophyceae, Suessiales, Symbiodiniaceae.